Molecule: messenger RNA, 630 nt
Organism: Aspergillus campestris IBT 28561
Lineage: Eukaryota; Fungi; Ascomycota; Eurotiomycetes; Eurotiales; Aspergillaceae
Product: putative SNF7 family protein Fti1/Did2
Exons: 2
Coding region: 1-630 (209 amino acids)
Biological process (GO): protein transport; endosome transport via multivesicular body sorting pathway; late endosome to vacuole transport
Cellular component (GO): multivesicular body; ESCRT III complex
Source: RefSeq, a predicted model, not a curated record
AUGGUUCGCAAGGAUCCAAUCUUCGAAGCCCGGACUAAUGUCAAGUUACAUUCCAACCGGCUCAAAAAAGAGGCUUCUCGCGCAGAGUCCACCUUCAAAUCCGAGAAAGCCAAGGCCGACAAAGCCAUGAAAAACCGCGAAUUCCAAAUCGCUCGCAUCCAUGCCUCGUCCGCCGUGCGCGAAAAACGUCGACAGGUUACCCUGAGAGCGGAGGCCGCUCGGGCUGACGUGAUAAUCAAUGAGCUCAAGGCGGCACAGAGCACUCGCGACACUUCGAGGACGCUGGCGCUGGCGUCCCGGGGUCUGGACGCCGCAUCGAAGAGUGUCAAUCUUGAGCAUCUGGUCUCUCACGCGAACAACUUCCUGGCGCGCUCGGAAGAUUUCAAGAUCGCUAGUAGUGCUAUCGAGGAUGUCGCCUCGGGGAUUUCGAUGCAGGAAUACGGUGCGGAGGGAGAGACUGAUGUUGACCGUUUAAUGGAGCAACUUGCUGAUGACGCCGGCGUCGAUAUGCGAAUGGCUUUGGAAACAAACCCGGCUCCGAAGGAAGAUGUCAAAGAUCAGAAGCAGAGCGAGACAGAGCUCGAGGAUGGGCUGGGGGCAAGGCUACGUGCUCUUCGCGCGGCGAAUUAA